AUGUCGACUAGAAAACACGCGACCAGAGCGUGCGACAGUUGCAGAGCUGCACGAAAAAGGUGUGAAUAUGUCAUCCACCUAGGUUGUUGCAAGAGGUGCUACGAGAAGAAAUGUUGUACCUUUUCUUCGACAACCAAAAAGCGUGGCCGCAAAAAGAUACCUUUUUAUGAAAAACCCAGCGGAGACCCUAUGAUUGACGCUUACACUUCACACUUCGAUUUUAAACAUUUUACCGAAUCAAGCAUCCCGAUUUUAAACACCCCCCCGAUAUUUGGGCACACUUCGAUUUUAAAUCUUACCGAUAUUCAAUAUAAUCCUCCCGAUACUUGGCCGCAUUUUGAUACAAUCAUUUUACCAAUAUUUAAGAAAACACUUCGAGUUAUAGACUUCUUACCGAUAUCUACAUUUAACAUUUGCAUUAUAGACAUCUUACUGACAUUUGGCAUUAUAGACAAUAUUAGACAUCUUACCGAUAUUAGGCAAACAUUUCGCAUUGUAGACAUAGAUAUUAGGCAAACAUUUCGCACCAACAUUUAG
Messenger RNA from Acaulospora morrowiae, 537 nucleotides. NCBI's taxonomy places the organism in Eukaryota, Fungi, Glomeromycota, Glomeromycetes, Diversisporales, Acaulosporaceae. The record is from the annotation of a GenBank genome assembly.